Ceratina calcarata is the source of this 2513-nucleotide messenger RNA. RefSeq names its product prion-like-(Q/N-rich) domain-bearing protein 25. The record is from RefSeq and is a predicted model, not a curated record. The transcript has 8 exons. Lineage: Eukaryota; Metazoa; Arthropoda; Insecta; Hymenoptera; Apidae. Bases 1324 to 2349 code for a protein of 341 amino acids.
GUUCGAUCUAAUUACGUGUUGCUAGAACGAUUAACGACCAUGACAACGCGCGCGCGGAAUUUCCACAACGUAAUUUGUAAAUUACCAUCGACUCGAUUUGCAAAUCGAAUCCCGAUCCCGGCAAAGGUGGAAAGAUAUUUUUCGCGACACCUUUUUCGAUCCGCGUACGUGUAUCCGAACGAGCUCGUACGACGUUCGUACGAUGCACGGGCGAGUACGAUAAGAGCGACGAUGAAUCACGAUCACUGUUAAUUAGCUCGUCGCUGCUCGAAACGAAGCGCGAAGGAAAGAAUCUGCCGGUGGUUCGUCGUCAUCGGAAAGAAGAUCGCGCGCGCGGAAGGCCAGCAUAGAAAUUUUUAAGUCGAGCUCCCGGAGUCCCGAGCUGGCUCGUUCCCUUCACGACCGAGCGAUCCUCUCUUUCUCCGCGAAGGGACUUCGUGGAGGGAAACGCUGAGGCAGGCCGGAUCUACGCUGCUGGUUCUCACAGUUAAGCGAACGUCGGCUUGGAACCGCACAUAAUUAAAGAACAAGGGAGAUCCCGUUUUCGUAGCAGCGGUGUCCGAUCCCUAUUUCAGUCGUCGGAGGAACGUCGUUCGUCGCGUUGCCGGUGCUCGCGCUAAUCGGCCACCUCUCUUUUCGCGAUACCUAAUUAAAGCUAAUUUCAUCGUUCGCGGUUGGGCAGUCGAUGAUGUAACGCAACCUGUUACGUGUCGCUGCGAUGGAACGCGCCGCCCGGAACUACUCACCGUCGGAUCGGAUCGAUCGUUAAACGCGAUCGCGCGCAACUGUCCCGGGAAUAAACUAAUCGUUCGUUAAUCGGUGUUAAUCGAGGUUUAAAAGCGGCGAUCUAUGCCGUUCGGCCGACAGUUUUCGCUAACCCAGUUUUCUCUUCGGAUCGAUAAACCACCGUGACGACUCGAUUCCAGUAACAAUGGCAACGGAUAGUUUUCGGUCACGGACGAAGAGACGAGAGACGUAUCGGUCGGAGUUUAAACGGUGACCGGAAUCGGGACAAAUCGGAGUUUAGGAGCGGCAAAGCGGUGUCGUCGUGAAAUUCGACGCGAGGCGCGGCAAACAAAGUGGGGCUUCGCUCGCGGUGUCUACACACGCAAUAAAGUUGCGUAACAACGGCGACGCGACGCGUCACGGUGAGAACGCGAGACGCGAGGAAGACGGAAUGAAAGAAGGUGAAAACGAGCCGUACGAACUAGGCUGGUUGAAAGAGAGCAACGACGAAAGAUCCCACGGCUAGAGGGGAAUGUGGAGCGCUCGAUCCGAGCCGAUGAGAAGACGACGACGACGAGGACGAGAGGCGGUACGAGGAUGACGCUGAGACGGACGGUGCCUGGGUUGUCGAGACUACUCGUUCUCGUGCCUGUCACCGUCUGCGUGUCCAUUUCGUACGUCGACGAUCAUCGAUGCAACUACAGAACGUUACCACCUCAAACGUUGGCCAAGUGUCGGUACGACGACGAGUGUAUGAACAAUGCUUAUUGUUGGAAUCAAGAAGCCUGCCUAUGCAAAGACGGGUACAUCGUUCACAAGAACGGCACUUCCGUCGAGUGUCUCAAAGUGGCGAGCGCUAUCGGGGAUCCCUGCGUGGCGGACGUUCAGUGUCGCGUGACCUUCGCCACUCAUUCCGAGUGCAAGCAAAACAUCUGUCAGUGCUCCGAUGGCUCUCACUACGUCGAGGGACGGUGUUACGAGUCCGUGGGUCUGGGACAGGUUUGUCAAACGAAUCGGAACUGCUACAUCAAGUACAGUUACUGCGUGACAGGAUUUUGCGCGUGCACUUUGAACUAUCACCCGAACCCGCGCAACGAUGGAUGCGUACCGAACACGGAGUUGGGCGAGGAGUGCAUGAACGAUUACGAGUGCGUCACGGAGAACUCUCGAUGCAUGGUCACGUGUUCGUGUAAAGUGGAUCAUAUACCGUCGCGCGACGGUAAACGAUGUCUGAAAGCUGCCAAUUCCGUUGGAGAACCGUGCGAGGAGCACUCUCAGUGCCUGCUAUUCCUCAAGCACGCCGAGUGCGGACCCAAUGGCACGUGUACCUGCGUCGGGAACUAUCAUCGGCGAGGUCCCGUCUGUGUGAGAAGCGUCGAGCUGUUCGCUGCAUGUAAGGAACACAGGGAAUGCGUAACGCCGAGGCAUAGGGACUCCGAAUUCACUGAGGUCCCGAACGUGAAUUGCAUCGAUGGUAUGUGCGUUUGCGCCAACGACUACAUCCUGUCGGAGGAGUUGCGCGAUUGCAUCGGAUACAGCGACAACGGCGCGGCGACGACAACGUCUUCGCGGCAAAUUGGACUUUUAUCACUGGCAUUCUUUCUCGCUUUCCUGUUACUUUGAAUUAUAAAUUGUCAGGAAUCGCGAUCGCGUUCCCUUACACGAUAAUGGUAUGAAUAUGCAAUAGGUAUCUAUUUAUUUGGCCAUCGUUCUCGUUUCAUUGUAAAUAGGAUACAUUUCUGUAGAUAGAGAAAGAAAUCGAUCGGUACCAAAGACGCGUCAAUAAA